UGGCUGCCUUCUCUCGCGCUGCAGGCGCCAAGGCGCAGCGCCUCUAGGGGCGCAGCCGGAGCCGCACUCCGAGGGCACCGCGCACGCCCCCGGCUCCUGCUGCCCUGCACCUCUGUGCGGACCCUGUCCCCGAGAAGCUGCCAGCCUUGCAAGGGGCCUUGGGAAGGCCCUAGGCCGGAAAAAGAGGCUUCGGGAAGAGGGACGUGGGUGGGAGGUGGGCAGGCGACUUGCUUCUCAGAUUCGUUCCAAUUAGCACCAAGUUGGCAGACAAGCGCAUAAACCCACGAAGCCUUUGGUUUCCCACAAGUCACAUUCUCAGUAUUUCAAAAUAGUCUGAUCGCAAGGAAACUUCAACUCCCGUCGUAGGUCAAAGAGGGACACACUCUCAGCACCACUGCCUCGCAGUAGCGCGACGGAGGACAGACCCGGGUGAUCCUCAACUGCAGAGCCCAACCCGAAGUCCGCAUCUCUCCGAGGCCGGCGGGGACAAGCUGGGUCUGCCCUGCAGAGCCCCCUGCGGGAGCGGCCGGACAGCGCGCAGAGAAGCGGAUUAUUGUGGGACUGCACAAACGGCGGCCCAUCAGAGUAGUUGUGCCAGGAACACCACCGCCUGCAUUGCGUCGGACCUGACCAUUUCCGAUGUGAAAUUCCCGGAAAGGUCGCGGCAGAGGACCGUGCGUGUGCGGGGCUGUGGACCACAGGGAAGGAGAACUGGCGGUCGGCUUUUCUGGCAGGAGAAGGAAAAAGCCGUGUUGGCAAGGGGGGGAACUGAAUGACAGGCCCCCUCUGCCAAGCCACCCCCUCCUAUUUUCCAUCUACCUCCUCGCUCCCGCCCUCCCCCGCCCUCCCCAACCCACGCCCGGGUGGGCCAAUCGCUGCUCCGCAUUCCGGGCGCUUUCUCAGGUUUCUGCUGAUCUUGCAGCGCCCAGAAAUGGACCGAGCGGACCCGAGCCGCACGCACCCUGCCCCACUCGGAGCUCCGAACGGCUCCCGGCGCGCCGUGUAGCCUCACCGAGGUCCGCGCGGGGUGCGGGAAGCCGAGGGGACCUGCGAGGCACGGAGAUCCAGGCCCUUGCUCGCUCGCCUCCUUCGGGAUCGAAUCAAGGGCUCCCACGGUGUUGGGAGGGGGCGAGAGCGCUCCGCAUCGUCAUUCGCUUCAGAGCUCGGGAGAGGGUGGCAUUUCGCUUUUCCGCCCCACAGCCUCCGGAAUUGCCCGCACCCGAGAGCGAGAGCGGCGUCUCCAGGUUGCCGGCCACGGGCGAGAAUGGGGGUCGGGAACGGACAUUUCCGCCGUCGCUGCCCAGUUAGGCGAGUGGCCAACUGAAGGAAAGCAGGACGAGGUGCGAGGGCGGCGCGGUGGCCCCGGCGCCCCUCGGAUGCCGUGGCGGCCGCGGCUCGCGCCCGGGUACCGCAAAGGCGACCUGCCGCAUUCCCGCUCGGGCUCUCCGCCGACUCAGCACCGCCCCUGCGCCAAGUCGGCUGGCCAGCGUCCAUCGAUUGCCCCGGUGGGAGCUUAGAAGGCGGCAGGCGAAGAGGGCUAGCAGGGGGGAGAGCCGAGGAGAAGCAGAGGGGGUGGCAGGCGAGGGCAUCUGCCGAGCUGGCUCUGCCCCGGGUCCUAGGAGGGCUCGCGGAGGGGAAGGGAGGCCAGGGCGGCCCCCAAGCGGUGGCCCGGGCCGCUAGAACGGCGCUGCGUUAAGGCACCUCGGAGCAGGAAGAAACACCAACCCUCCUCCCAUCGCCACCCCCAGUCCCCCCACCCCCACCCCAGUCCCCACCCCGCCCCGGAGAAAAGCUGCACCCGGGGCGGCAGGCGAGGGGGACUCCAAACUGAGAAACAGGCGGGGGGGUGGAGACGGUCUCCAAGUGGCAGAUCCCUCCACCUGCUGGCUCGGAAGCCCCGCCCCCUGAGCUCGGGGGAGCCGCGCACGCAGGUGGGGGGGGCGCGCGGGUCCCCCCCCACCCCGCCUCCCUCGCCCAUCCCCGCCCCGGGCCCGCCCCGGGUCUCCCGCUGCCGCCGCCGCCGCCGCCGCCCCCUGCCUCCACCAUGACGGUGAUGUCGGGAGAGAACGUGGACGAGGCUUCGGCCGCCCCGGGCCACCCCCAGGACGGCAGCUACCCGCGGCCGGCCGAGCACGACGACCACGAGUGCUGCGAGCGCGUGGUCAUCAACAUCUCCGGGCUGCGCUUCGAGACGCAGCUCAAGACGCUGGCGCAGUUCCCCAACACGCUGCUGGGCAACCCUAAGAAACGCAUGCGCUACUUCGACCCGCUGAGGAACGAGUACUUCUUCGACCGCAACCGGCCCAGCUUCGACGCCAUCCUCUACUACUACCAGUCGGGGGGCCGGCUGCGGAGGCCGGUCAACGUGCCGCUGGACAUGUUCUCCGAAGAGAUCAAGUUUUACGAGCUGGGCGAGGAGGCCAUGGAGAAGUUCCGGGAGGACGAGGGCUUCAUCAAGGAAGAGGAGCGCCCCCUGCCCGACAAGGAGUACCAGCGCCAGGUGUGGCUGCUCUUCGAGUACCCCGAGAGCUCGGGGCCCGCCCGGGUCAUCGCCAUCGUCUCCGUCAUGGUCAUCCUCAUCUCCAUCGUCAUCUUUUGUCUGGAGACGCUGCCCGAGUUGAAGGAUGACAAGGACUUCACGGGCACCGUCCACCGCCUCGACAACACCACGGUGGUCUACAGCGUCAACAUCUUCACGGACCCCUUCUUCAUCGUGGAAACCCUGUGCAUCAUCUGGUUCUCCUUCGAGCUGGUGGUGCGCUUCUUCGCCUGCCCCAGCAAGACGGACUUCUUCAAAAACAUCAUGAACUUCAUCGACAUCGUGGCCAUCAUCCCCUACUUCAUCACCCUGGGCACCGAGAUAGCUGAGCAGGAGGGGAACCAGAAGGGCGAGCAGGCCACGUCGCUGGCCAUCCUCAGGGUCAUCCGGUUGGUAAGGGUUUUUAGAAUCUUCAAACUCUCCCGCCACUCUAAGGGCCUCCAGAUCCUGGGCCAGACCCUCAAAGCCAGUAUGAGAGAGCUAGGGCUGCUUAUCUUUUUCCUUUUCAUCGGGGUCAUACUGUUUUCUAGCGCAGUGUACUUUGCCGAGGCGGAAGAAGCUGAGUCGCACUUUUCCAGUAUCCCCGACGCUUUCUGGUGGGCGGUGGUGUCCAUGACCACCGUGGGAUACGGUGACAUGUACCCUGUGACAAUUGGAGGCAAGAUCGUGGGCUCCUUGUGUGCCAUCGCCGGUGUGCUGACAAUUGCCCUGCCCGUACCUGUCAUUGUGUCCAAUUUCAACUAUUUCUACCACCGAGAAACCGAGGGGGAAGAGCAGGCUCAGUUGCUCCACGUCAGCGCCCCUAAUUUAGCCUCUGACAGUGACCUCAGUCGGCGCAGCUCCUCCACCAUCAGCAAAUCUGAGUACAUGGAGAUCGAAGAGGAUAUGAAUAAUAGCAUAGCCCACUUUAGACAGGCCAAUGUCAGAACUGGUAAUUGCACCGCAGCUGACCAAAACUGCGUUAAUAAGAGCAAGCUACUGACUGAUGUUUAAAAAGCCAAAAGCAAAGAAACUAAAAAGCCCCCACUUAGCAGCUUGAAAGACUUAAAACACCAAACCAAACCAAACCCCCAGUGACCCAGGUCACUCGUUGUAGAUACUUCACUAAAUAGUCUUUGAAUGCUCUCUCGAACUGUCAAUGCAUUGUUGCAUUGCCAAUGUUGGGGGGUGGCAAACCCGAAGCCUUCAGGAGCCAUGAAAAGAGAAACUAUUUUCAUUGUAUUAAAAAAUGGGAAAAGAGAGUGUAUUUUCUAAAACUGGUUUAAAAUCACUCAGUCCAUGAACUUGUCUAGGUAAAAUAAGGUUCACAUGCUUCCCCAUUUUUAAUCCGUGGUGGCUUCUUUAAAUUUUUUUUUUUCCUUUAGCUAAGAAUCAGAUGAUCGCUUAGAAAUAUAAAAUUAAAAUUUGCAUGGGACUCCGAUAUGAAAUCCUGGCAAACUGCACAGCGCAUUUUAAGAUGGUGCAUCAGACGUAUUACGCGUAACAUGAUACACCAGCCGAAACGGGCAACGAACAGAUGUUUUUACUUUGAUCAACCGAACUGCAUAUUCCAAGGUGAAAAAAAAAAAUUACUUAAGACUGGUUCACCAAGCACCUUAGAAAUCUGAUACUGGGCCUGGUCUGUAGGGAUUCUUCCCUCUGCCCCCUUUCCUUCUGAUUCAAACUCUUCUCUAAGAAAAAAUGAUCACUGAAUGCAAUUCAUUGAUCCAUCUGCAGUGCUGCUACGAUUCUCAACUGCAGAUGCGCCCAAUGGGUCUUUUCUCACCAGUCCUGCACCCUGAACCCCGGCCUCCAGAACUGGAUGUAAAACCUUCGCCUCCUUAUUGCAACAGAGCACAAAUGAAACUAAGUGUAAGCAUGUUUGAGUCUGAUCAUCAUUUCUUUUACAAUCGCAUGCCGAGAACGUUAACGCAGACAAUAGAGGGUAAGCUUACUUUGGAAUCGAUUCUUCUAAAAAUAGAUCCUUCUUCAUUUGCGUUCACCAAAAGUGCACUCCUUCAUUUACGAACUAUUUUUAUUAGUAAAUAAAGUACUGUAUUUAAGUACCUAUGUUAGUCAGCUGGGAACAGUAACUUUUUGGAGCUCGAAGCAUGUUCUCUUAUUCAGCAUUAUGGCCGACUUGAUUAAGGUGUACCUUGAAUUAAUUAGUGCAUGAUUAAUUUAAUGUAAAAACGUUAAAAAAUAAUAAAAAUUAUAAGUUUGUGGGAUGAAGGGCCCAAAAGAAACAAUGAGGGGGGGUAGGAUGAGGGGGGGCACUCAGUCAAUCUUCCUGCCUUUGCUCAGGGAAAUGUCAGGUUUCUGUGCAGAUGUAGGCAGAGAGAGGACCAACAUGCCCAUCCCUUAAAGCGAAGCUCUGUGGAAAACUUAAGUUAUCAAGGUACAUAGAGCAACACCUAAGAACACGUAUUCUUUCUAGCUGAAGAGAAACACAAGCAAAACAAACAAACAAACAAACAAAGGUGCAAUACUGCAUGCUUUUUGGUGCAUUCUUAAGAUGUAAAGGAAAAUGUUUCUCCAUCGUAUGCGCCCAGAGCAGAGCUGAUUUCUUUUUUGCAGUCAUGAUUUGAAGUCUGCAGAGACUUCGGCCCUCCCCCUGAGGCUCCCUGAAGAAACGCAACCAAUUGAUUUAAUAGUUGCUUAGUGCCUUUAUCCUGUACCCACAGCGAACUGCAGAAGGCGUCUCCAUUAGCACAGCUGAGAAGUUAUGUAACACAAGGGAGGGAGGCUGGGGCACAGAUAUUUCGCUUUUCCUUUUUCCACCCUCGCUCUCUCACUUCGCACUGCGGGGACGCCACGCCAUCCUGCGCCCCAGGCAGGAGAGACCCGGGAGGGUGCUCUCUGGCCAUCCGCUGGACUCGGUCCCUUUGGCAGCCAGACGUGGGAUGGAAACUGGGGCCCGAGACCCAUCUUUGAACUUGACACGAACCUCGAACUUGUCUUUUCCUCUUUUCUACCAGAAGCCAAUAUAAAACUCUUGGGGAAUUUGUUUCCUAUCAGGGGUCACUCUGGACAAGCAAGGCUUCCUCGGGUCCAGCCUCACGGUCCUAGCGAAGUUCCAUCCUCCCCCUCUGCCUGCAGAAGCAUGUUGCCACUCUGACAGUCUGAUCUUUGCAGGCAUCGUUGUGGAUGUGGGAAUAGUCGGUUCAGAGUAAGCUCUCCCGGGCCUUCCCUCCCGGCCCACCCCUUCAGCUAGUUCCUAGGAUGCUCCUAUGAGAGUCCCAUCCUGGCAGUCACCUCGCAGGCUGAACAUCUAACUUCUGUCGCCCCUGGCACCCAGUCCAGAGAAUGGCGGGGACCCUGUGCUUACCAGAAAGAGAGCCACAUCACCUGGGCCUCUGGAGGCCAGCAGCCGCCCACCGACGGGGAGGCACUCAUAGCUUUUUGAAGGACCCAAGGUGGGGAUCCUCAUUCUGCACUUAGCACGUGGCUGCCAGCUGCUCACCGUCUUUCAUUCCUGCGCUGCUGCUUCUGGAAAUCUUCCCCGUGACUCCGCCCCACCUCCCAUCCUAGCCUAGAACGAGCAGUGAGGCAGUAAACCUAGACACUAGAGUUACACCCAGGCUGGCUGACUCCUUUGAAAGAAAGAACGUGGAAGUUUUAUUUUCCUGUGCGGCUUCUGUGAAUCUGUAAGGCAGACGUGACACACACCAAGGAAGACAGGGGCCAAGGACGGUACGGUGUCCGACCGCAGGGCAUUCAGUCCUCCCUGUGAUGUCUCCUGGAACCUUGACUUAUCCUGGCUUUUCCUCUCCUACCUGCUCCUUAGUCUCCCGUUGGGAAAGAAAACGCCAACCUCGCCCACAUCUCCGGGGAUUGCCUUGAUCUUUUAUUUAGACUUUGAGGUCUAGGACACCCCGAACCUGAAGCGCUACCCUCUGUCAACAGCAAUAAUCUGCUCGGUACUGUGGGAUCGGAUGGGUCAGAGGAUGAGAAAACAGGACCAGAACUGAAAAGCCUCACUUUGGCUACCGGGUACACCUGUCACAGCCAUACGUGGCACUGGCUGGAAACUUGUGCAUGUGUUGUUACGGGGAACAGUGCUGCAUGCAGGGAACCUGUCUGCCUGGGACGGAAGGAGCUGCUGUCAUGAAGUUGGGUGGUCUGGGGAAAAUGGAGGUCACUUAUGCACCUGGAGCUCAUCAAAACCAAGUGAGUUAGAGGGGAGGACGGGAAUUAUCUGUGUAGCAUAGGCAUGCAGAGUUUGCCAAAGCUCUUUCCCCUUGCACAGGACUGAGCUGAAAUGUUUUUGUGGACCUGAAGGUGCACUUAACAAAACUGCCUAUUGCGGAAUGAUGAUCUUUUUGGUUUAUUUCCUUGUAUUUAUUUUAUUGGGCUUUUUACCUUCCCGUCCCCUUCCUAGGUCUUGAGCUUUCAUGGCUCUUGUCUUGAAUACUGAUUUUCUCCAGAAGGAGAAGACUUCUGACGUGCCGAUAGCCAUAGCUCAGCUCUUCUGGUGAAUUGAGGCCCUAGUUCCAUAGGGUGGCAGUGGAGGGGCUGGGUCACCCCGGGGCUGUUAGCCAUCCCAGAAUCUCUGAAGUGGUUAACUCAGCUCGAGUGAUCUGAAUUAGAGAGACCAAAGACAUUCAUUUCCUUUGUCCUCAGAUUCAAAGAAGACAGGUCCUAGCCAAGAAAGGCAUUUGUUUUUGCAUCUCCUUUUCCCCAUCUGUGCCCAGUCUUCUCUCCCUACCCCCUGGAGAACUGAGUUCUAAUGAUCAGUUAACACAGUUCUUCGGGAGCGUGUUAGCGAGUUAGCCUAGCAGAAUCAAAUACACCGAGAGCGGAGUCUUCUCCUGGAAUGUGGCUGCCGCACAGCGGUCAUUUCUCUAAAAUGAAAUCGUGUGGUUGGCUUAGGUUCCCCUAGGGAGGCUGGACUCACUUGAGAAUAAAGAAAAGAGAAUACACGUAAAUGGUGAGUGAGGAAUAGAUUUCUUGAAGUAGAAAUUUGGUUUAGUCCGUCAAGGGCCUUCUUCACGUUGUGCAUAGCUACAGAUUUUUCAAAGGAGUUAACCUCUGAAGAGCCAGUAGGAAUAGAUUCCGAACCCUCCCAUUUAAUAUAGGAGACCUCAAAACACAUGCUUUUUAAAAAUUGAGUUCCUCGUUUGGUAGAUGAGAUUGAACAAAAUGAGAAAGAGAAGAAUCCCCAACUUUUUUCCCCCGGGAACGGCUCACUCCUGGCAGUGGGGAGAAUUGGUGAGGGAUAACCAUCUAGAGUGCAAACUCGUUAGGACAUCAACUGCUCAAUAGCCAUUUUAUCUUCCCGCUUUUUCAAGAAAGGCUGAAGUCUUUUGAUGUUUAUGUUCAUUUUCAGAAGACACACACAAAUUUUUAAACCCAACACAACCCAAGUUAAUCACCAUCUCAGGAGGUGGCCUCUGGUCCACCAUGCGGUGUACUAGUGCUUGUAUUUAUACAUGGAAUUUCAGGGUAUACACAACCAUGUCCAGCAUGACUCAGGUAAACCUUAGAAGAAUGUACGUUACUUAUCAUUUUUGUAAAGACACGAACAGCAGCUGAGUUGUUAACCACAACUGUUCCAUUACCUUGGGUCACUGUGCGAACUCGUUCAGGGUAUAGACGUAAAGUUUGGAAGUCAGGGGAUCAAAUGCCAGUCUCUUUGCUCAGGCAAAACGACCCUGGGCUUUCUCGGGAAGCCCAGGCCUAUGUGAAGGGGAGGCUCUGCUGCCCUCAAGACUCUUAGCUUUAAGGAGAUUUGCCGGAGUUGCAGUGAUCUUCAUUUAGGGACUGAGUAGGAGUUAAUUUUUUAUGACGUGAGACUUCAAGGAGGAGAGAAAAGUUUUGUACCACAAUCAGAGAAGGAGAAAUAGUGUAAGGAAAGAAAGGAAAACGAAACACCAAAUCCCUAGUGAGGUAUUCCAGGUCAAAGCUGUCUCCUUUCCAACACCAACAGACAUACCUUUCUUCUCUUUCCUGCACUGUUUAGGAGCCAUUUUUUCAGUAGCUGUAGGUAGAAAGCAUGGGCUGUAUAUGACAUACCUCUAAUCUUAAAGAUAAAGUCUUACCAAGGUUAAAAAUCCCAAUGGAAUAGUCUUAAUUUGAAGUGCACCAUCAGGACAACAAACCAUUUAAGCUGAAAAAGCACUAUUUCAGUUCUUGAGUUUGCCAGUUGCUGACACCUUGAGUUAAGGACGUGUCUCAUUUUCACCUACUGUGCAUUUCCCCUGCCCUAACCGUUUCAUAGGUCGGGUAGAGGACACUGAAUGUUACGAAUUGAGAACCUAACUGAAGCGCAUAGUUUCCAUCUAUGCAAUUUUACUUGCUUCUGUCACUUUAUGAUCUGUUCAUAUUUGGCAUCGAUUAAAGAUAAUUUUUAAGGAUCUUA
Molecule: messenger RNA, 8879 nt
Organism: Orcinus orca (killer whale)
Lineage: Eukaryota; Metazoa; Chordata; Mammalia; Artiodactyla; Delphinidae
Gene: KCNA1
Product: potassium voltage-gated channel subfamily A member 1
Exons: 2
Coding region: 2045-3532 (495 amino acids)
Biological process (GO): potassium ion transmembrane transport; protein homooligomerization
Cellular component (GO): synapse; dendrite; membrane
Molecular function (GO): delayed rectifier potassium channel activity; protein binding
Source: RefSeq, a predicted model, not a curated record